Molecule: messenger RNA, 1479 nt
Organism: Drosophila mojavensis
Lineage: Eukaryota; Metazoa; Arthropoda; Insecta; Diptera; Drosophilidae
Product: lysosome-associated membrane glycoprotein 5
Exons: 5
Coding region: 192-1067 (291 amino acids)
Cellular component (GO): membrane
Source: RefSeq, a predicted model, not a curated record
AGAAUUGAAUGAAUUUUAUGUCAAUAUAUGGCAGCUGAGAACUCGUGAAAUAGGCGCGGAGCAGAAUGCUGAUGAAUAAGCAUUCAAGCCGUAGUUGUGCGCACGACUGCAAGCGAGACACUUCGUUUCUAUCGAAUUAAGGAAUCGUACGUAAUAAUACCCUUAAAAGGUUUUUGUUAAUAAAUAAAAAAAUGCUACAAUUUCGUAAAAAUAACCGUGCUUUGAAGUGUGUCAAUGGAUAUGUAUUCAACAUUAUCUGUUGCAUACUAUUCGCGUUACUUGCGAACAGCGCUCAAGGCCUUCAGCUCAGCGCCUUUACAACGAAAACGCCGAGAGUUUCUAAAUAUACUACUAAAUCGCCAUCGGCAUCUUCGAUGAAUCAUGAUGCCACUACUUCGAUUUAUCGCUUAAAUGCUACUAAUGGCAUCACCUGCAUUCUUAUGCAAGUAGAUGGUUUAAUAAGUAUCCGAUAUCGGAAUAAGUUGAACGAGGAUGUGGAGGCAGACCUAUAUAUGCCGGAUAAUCCAGUCUUGAGCGGCGAGUGUGACAAUACGAAUUUGGAAAUAUUGACCAUGGACUUCAAGGGCUUUUCGCUGUCCAUGACUUUCAAAAAGUCGUCAGGAGGCGAGGGGUGGUACAUCAACGUUUUUGAGCUAACAUACUCCUCAUCGAAUCCAUUAUUCGAACAUCCUGACCGUCCCAAUUUGAAUGUGAAAUUGACCUCUCCAGCACAAACGCCCAUGUAUUUUCCAACGCCCGUGGGCAAGUCGUACCUUUGUGACAAGGAACAAACUGUGAUUUUGUAUGCCCCUCACGAUUCUGGCGAUCAGUCUGGUCAUAUUGCGCGUCUUUACUUGCGCGACAUGCAUAUGCAAAGCUUUAUGUUCAAGGAGAGCGGCAAGUGGGGACCAUCCUUCCACUGUAGUGCCACCGGAUCCUAUCGCGACGAAACGGCACCCUUAGCCGUAGGUACAGCACUGGCCAUUGCGGUUCUAUUGACUAUUUCGGGCUACGGUGGUUGGCGGUAUUUCAAAGUCAAGAAGGUUCAGUACGGGUCGAUGGAGUAAACCAAGCCUCAAUGUACUACAAUUAACUUAAUUCUUUUCGAAUCAUACCUUUCUGUUAUUUGUUGUAGCCAGUAUUGAAGUAUCCAACUAUAUUAUCAUGUUCUUAAAGGUAAAGGAAAUUGUGAGUCAUCGGAACCACAAACAUAAUUGUUACAAAAUUAUAUAUAUAUAUAAAUAAAUGCAAAUGUCUUCCAUAUAGCUAAUAUUAUGUGAAAUGUUAAAUAUUAUAUUUAUUAUAAUUACGCUCAUGUGCAUUUGUUAAAUAUAUGCGAGUAUAUAUUUACAUAACUAACCAAAACUUAUUGCAAACCUAUUGAAAACUUUCAAAUAUGUAAAAGCAAAACUCUGUUUAUUACACAUGCAAAAUUUAAGGAAGGAAACUGAAAUAGAUAGACCUCCUAUAUAUACCACA